GGAAACUCUCUGAGCAACUUAUUUGUGUAUUAAUUAAGAAGAAAUAGUGAGUCAACAUGAUUUGCUGUGAAGAAAGUUUGCAGAACAAAAAAAUGAAGACAAAGGACUGCUGAAAGCUGGCUGUGCAUAAAAGUUGGAGAGACGCCGAAUCAAAUUCAUUCAAACUCUCCGGGGAAAAAAACAGAAAGGGAAUCGACAUUGUGGGAUGUAUCAGUAUCAAAAUGGUUCCAUCUUCCACUUCUCUUUCAGAUAAGUACUUUAUAGGAUUAGUGGGUUUCAGUUCAGUGUUUCUUUCAUAGAAUGUAUGAAAAAGGGCUUUCUGUGUAUAUAUAUAUAUUAUAUAUAUAUUUUUCUGGGUCCCAAAGGCUUUCCCAUUAGGCACAACUGUUAAAUCUGUGAAAUUAAGACUUUAUUGGCAACUUUAAUGAGGUUGUAAGGGGGAAGUUUGAGAAGAAGAAGCGUAGGGGAAAGUUAGGUGGAAAGAGGUAGCUUCCUAGUCUGUUUUGGAAGUAUUCAUUCUAUAAUUGGAGGGAGAGGGAGGGAAAAAGGAUGGGUGUGAGUAAUUAAGGAAUACAACUGCCCCCGUCUGCACGGAGCCUUCUGAGUCAAUUCUUCAUAAAUGUGUGCUCUAUUUUCAUCUUCAUUAUUUCUAGAUGGAUGCAUUUAACUUUCUAGACACAGAGUGAGAGAGUUUUGAAUCCUUUAUGGGAGGGAGUUCUUGAAGGCAACUUUGUUUUUCUUUUAUAUUUGGAAAUUUUAAUGUAUCUAUCUAACCAUCCUUGUAAAUUGGUUUGUAUUUAUUUUUAUGAUUGGAAAAUUGCCUUAAAAGUUUCUCUAAGUGGCAUAAAUUCAUAUAUAUUUGGGUCAAACUACGUUUUUAUUAAAAAUAGUUUAAUUCAUUUUGAUGAGUAGGAUUUUCACUUUGUUCGGAGCAGGUCUCUAAAGUACUGGAUGUGUUAAACCAAAUCAACAAAUUAAAGAACAUCCAACAAGUCCAUGAUUAUUUAUGGAAGGAUAUUUACUUAGCACCCGCGCAGUUUAGCAAAAUGCCGAAUGGCGGGAAAAUGGCUCACAAAGUUCCGACCUUCCUUAGAACCAACUAAUAGCCAAUCACAAUUCGCAGACUUCAUUCGCCGGAAUUCUAAGCUGACGAACGGGCAGAAGGAGCCAUUUCUGGUCGCCGUCGUCACUAUUACCCGGCCAAAGCAAAAGAUGAAGCUGUAAACCGCGAAGGAGGUGGAGAAAAGGUUUGGUGCCGAAGAACAAGUACAGCAUCUCAUUUGAGCAUCCUCAAUUUCAGGAAGUCGCCAUGGACAAAUACUUGGUGCCUCCUGAAUCAAUAUCUCAAGUUCCUAAACCGUUGAGGAGGAAUAGGUGGAAAUUGAGCACUGUUGAAUUGAAUGGGAAGUUUGAUCCGAAAUACCGCCGGGACUUGUCCGUGCUUCUUGUGCAAUCUUAUACCGAGGUUGGAGCAUUUCCUCAUUUAUAUCAUAUAAACGGCGUUUCUUGUCCAACGAGUAUGAAUCGAAUUGCCAAUGGAGCUCAGGAUCAUCAGCUGCCGUUUAAGAAACAAGGCAUAUCUGCUGUGGACUUUGACAACAAGGGAAUAUACUUGGUUUCAGCAACGAAAGCAGGUUGUUUAACAGUGCAUGACUUUGAGAGUCUUUAUUUGCAGACUAAUGAAGCAGGGUUGAGUGAAGAUGAGAUCAAACAUUUACUGCACCUUUCCCUAAAUGAACAGCUUGACUUUGUACGUUGGAAUCCUGCCAAUCAAGAUGAGGUGGUCUGUACGUCCAUGAAAAGUAAGGAACUAAAGAUCUUUGACAUUAGUUAUAUUUCUUCUAAACCAGUCGAAGUGUUGAGAGUAAGACAAAGAAUUAAUAAUUCAGGGUCUGAUAAUCAUAAAGGUUUAUCUGACAUAGCAUUUAUUUCAAAUAAUGCAAGGUUACUUGCAUCUGAUACAUGUGGUGUAAUCAGUAUGUGGGACAGAAGAAUUGGAAAACUUCCAUGUCUUGAGCUAACUAGUAAUUCAUGCAGUACCCUUAACAGAAUCCAGCUGAAUGAUGAAAACCAGAUUAUCUUUGGCGCUGGUAAGCAUGGAGCCAUCUAUAUUUGGGAUCUUCGUGGAGGGAGAACAUCUGGUGCUUUUCAAAAUCAUAAAGAGGUAUGCCAUCCUCCUCUAAAAUCAUUGAAGUUAGCCUCAAUUAUAGAGAAAAUUGGGACUUUGAAGGAGCAAGCGAAUAUCAUUCCGAAGGAAAUACACUCUAUUGAUCUCAACCCAGCUUGUCCUUAUCAGUUGGCCUUUCAUCUUGACGACGGAUGGUCAGGCAUUUUAGAUGUUUAUAAUUUUCAGGUCACACAUAUUCAUUGCCCGCCCCCAGCAUGGUUAAAUGAUUCCAACAUGCCCACAGAUCAAUUAUUUUUGAGAAAACCAACAUGGCUGCCUACAGAUUCUAUCUAUUCAGUUGGGUCUCCUUCUGAUGAAGGCAUUCAUCUUCUGGAUUUUCAUCCCGACGUCCGCUCUCCCAGCCAUGUGAACUUUAAUGAUGAGAUAUAUGGUGCUGGAGGCGAAAACAAAAGACGACAGAACAGGUUUGUGAAGUUGUCUGAAGGAGUUACUUCUUGUGCUGCUCACCCCCUCAAUGGCACCAUCAUAGCUGGAACCAAGAAUUCAUCUUUGAUCAUGAUUUCCCAGAAGAACCGAUCAUGUUAGAAGCCAGAGUUCCCAUUUGAAGCCGCUUUUAAGUUCAAUGGAAAAAGUGGUAAAGGCCGUUGCUAUCGACUAAUCAAAAAAUGGCUUGGGAACUCAGGUGGGUUAGUGAUGGUCCGUUGCUUUGCUUUUUAUGCUCUUCCAAACACAUUGUAUAUGAAUAUCAUAUCUAUUAACACCUGAUCAUAACAAGUUUAGUGGUUUAUUUUCUUGUGUUUUUUAACACUUGGUCGUUAAAUCAAUAUGUUGUUUAGAUCA
Cucurbita maxima (winter squash) is the source of this 2968-nucleotide messenger RNA. RefSeq lists its product as uncharacterized. Gene Ontology annotation, molecular function: protein binding. The record is from RefSeq and is a predicted model, not a curated record. Bases 1310 to 2713 code for a protein of 467 amino acids. Lineage: Eukaryota; Viridiplantae; Streptophyta; Magnoliopsida; Cucurbitales; Cucurbitaceae. The transcript is spliced from 20 exons.